Messenger RNA from Parnassius mnemosyne (clouded apollo), 426 nucleotides. NCBI's taxonomy places the organism in Eukaryota, Metazoa, Arthropoda, Insecta, Lepidoptera, Papilionidae. The record is from the annotation of a GenBank genome assembly.
AUGGCCAGAAGUUUUCGCCGUUCCAAAUUAGAAGCUUCAACAGUUGCAGGUAAACUAGUUCAUGAAGUCUUCUAUCGUUUUGGAGUACCCUUAGAGAUUCACAGAGGUCAAGGAAGGAAUUUUGAGUCUCAAAUAUUCCAGGAAACUUGCCGGGUUAUGGGUACUCAUAAAACAAGAACAACUUCUUACUACCCACAAUCUGAUGGAAUGGUAGAACGAUUUAAUCAGACAAUGGAGAGGUACCUAGCAAAAGUUGUGGAAAAACGGCAACGAGACUGGGACAGGCACAUACAACCGUUUUUGUUGUCAUAUCGAAGCGCUGUUCACGAAAGUACAUCAGUGACACCAGCUUUCGCAAACUUUGGGACAGAAUUACGGCUGCCUACAGACCUGAUCACCGGAAUACCACCUGAUGCCCCGACCUGA